AUGCUGCUUCUCCUAUUAUUGCUCCUACUGUUAAUCGUCCUGUUUCUUGUUUACGUGAUAUAUUAUCCUCCCUUUUGGUUAAUUCAAUGCUUCCAGCGCCGCUGGCCUGACGUGCUUUGGCAUGUAUCAACAUCGGAAAAGGUGAUUGCACUCACCAUCGAUGAUGCGCCGUCGGUAUACACAACCGAGAUUUUUGAAAUACUCAAAGCGAACGAUGCAAUAGCGACAUUUUUCAUCAUUGGAUCGCAUGUUUCGAGUAUGGAAGAUGAAGGAGACAAGAUCCUUCAGAACUUGAUUCACGGUGGAAACGAGCUUGGUAAUCACGCCAUGUAUGACGAACCAGCGUACAAGCUGCCGGAUGACGAACUCGUGUCGCAAAUUAAUCAAGUGGAUAAAAUCAUCCAAAACGCACAUGAAGCUGCGAAGGGUGUACCGAUAGCGACCGCAGACGAUACUGCAUUUCCGAGAUACUAUCGUCCUGGACAUGGAUGGUACAACGCCAAAAUGCGCAGUAUCGUGAGUCGUCUCAGAUAUAAGCUCGUUAUAGGGGAUGUGUAUCCCCACGAUCCUCAAAUACCAUUCGCAAGAGUCAACGCGGCGCAUAUUCUUCGCAUGGCGCGACCUGGAGGAAUCAUCAUCUGUCAUGAUGGACGACCGUGGACGCUGCCUAUGCUGAGAAGUGUUCUUCCAAAGUUGAAGCGGAGGGGUUACAGGAUUGUGAAUGUUACAGAAUUGCUUAAAUAUGCAGAUUCGUAG
Messenger RNA from Talaromyces marneffei, 756 nucleotides. RefSeq lists its product as uncharacterized. Gene Ontology annotation, cellular component: membrane. The record is from RefSeq and is a predicted model, not a curated record. The transcript has a single exon. Lineage: Eukaryota; Fungi; Ascomycota; Eurotiomycetes; Eurotiales; Trichocomaceae. Gene Ontology annotation, molecular function: hydrolase activity, acting on carbon-nitrogen (but not peptide) bonds. Gene Ontology annotation, biological process: carbohydrate metabolic process. The coding region runs from base 1 to 756 and encodes 251 amino acids.